AUGUCGCGCGUAUCUCCUGCAGCCCUCUCCGCAGCCGCCGCGGCUCGUGCAGAGAUCGGGGCCGGCGGCUUCUUGCGCGGAGAGGCCCAGCCCGUGCAGAAGGAGGCGCGGGGCCCGCCUGCGAUGGCGAUGGAGCAGCAGGCGCAGCAGGCGCAGCAGCAGCUCCAGCAGCAGGACCUCGCCGUUGAUAGCACGCAUGACCCCGACGUCGACCAGAUCCUGAUCUGGUCCCAGUUCGUCGUGGCGUACCACCUGCAGCAGGACCCGCCGAACCCCGGGUGGCGGAAGGCCAACAUCGAGGGCCCCGUGUUCCUCGUGCGGCGCCGCUCCGCGCCGAGGUACCAGCUGCUCGUGAAGAACCAGAUGAACAACAACGACCUCGUCGACAUCAUCCACCCGGACUGGGAGCUCGACUGCCAGACGAGCUACGUUUUUUACAAGGUCGAAGAUGCGGCGAAGAAGAUCCGAGGGCUGUGGUUUCACCAGGACUCCGAGCGCCAGAAGUUCGAGCGGGCCCUCGAACAGGUGCUGGCGGAGCUCAGGGCCAAGCCCGAGGCGCAGGCGCCGCAGGGGCGCAGCGCUCCGCUCGAGGCGCCCCCGGCCGGGGGCCAGGGCGACCACCAGCUCCAGGGCGGCUCCGACGAGCGCGUCUUCGUUUCGCCCGCGGUCCUCUGGCAAAGCUGGCGACGGAGGGCCAGAAAUCGGCACAGGCGUGAUGAAUUGUCCGAGGCCCGCGCGGAGAUGCUGGGCACGACUUAA
Messenger RNA from Prorocentrum cordatum, 759 nucleotides. The record is from the annotation of a GenBank genome assembly. NCBI's taxonomy places the organism in Eukaryota, Dinophyceae, Prorocentrales, Prorocentraceae.